Pocillopora damicornis (cauliflower coral) is the source of this 2983-nucleotide messenger RNA. RefSeq lists its product as uncharacterized. Gene Ontology annotation, biological process: inflammatory response; signal transduction. The record is from RefSeq and is a predicted model, not a curated record. Gene Ontology annotation, cellular component: plasma membrane. Lineage: Eukaryota; Metazoa; Cnidaria; Anthozoa; Scleractinia; Pocilloporidae. Gene Ontology annotation, molecular function: signaling receptor activity.
GAAGAACUGUCGAAACAUGUUUUUCAAAAGUGUCGUUUAUUUUCUUAAAUUCGUUACAUAUCUGCUGCUAUCCAAAAGCUUCAACAAUGUCAAUAAGUUAUUGCUAACGCUGAAACGUAAAGCUACUUCAAAGGGGGAUCGUUGCAGCUACGAUUUGGAAGAGAAAUUAAGUACCUAUGGCCACUUUUCCCGUCAAAAGGUUCAUCUUAUGUGGAGCUGUCAUUGGCGCCCUCUGCAGUGCUUUACAGCAAGUCGAAAUCUUUUGCAAUAUACACAAGGAGAGACAGGUUAUAGCGAAUCUCCAGGAGACAGUGUUUUUCAAUUGCUCUGUCCUCCGUGGGAGACCAAUGAGACAGAUUACAUGGAGCAAGGAAGACAAUGGAAGGAAACUUCAGGGGCUUUCCACUUUACCAUCCGAAUCAGCACCAGGGCUCUGGUCGAGCGUACAAAUAAGCAAUAUCAGUGCAAAGGAUUAUGGGAGAUAUAGAUGCGAGGUGUCAAAGGACAAUGGAACUGACGUUUGUUCAGUAGUUCUCCAUGUUAAAACCCAUCCACAUUUCUCAAAAGCAAGAGGAUUCUUCACCACAACCCCGCAAAUUCUUUUAGAAGGUCACAAUCCUGUAUUCUAUUGCUACGCCAGCGGUUGGCCAAAACCAUCCUUCACCUGGCUUAAGGAUGAAGUGGUAGUAAAGGAUGGUGACGGUAAUCAUUCUUACGGGUUAACGAAAAGAAAUGGCUUGCUUCUCAGUGGUCUGGACUUGGAGAUUUUUUAUGUUAGACAGAAGGAAGAUGAAGGACGAUACACAUGUGUAGCAAAGAAUAAAUUUGGCGAGAAACGUUAUCAAAUCAAGCUUUUUGUAAACAAAAAGUCCCGGUCUCAACCAAAAGUCCAUCCUUACGCAUCUAUCGAUCAAGUAACCAUUAAGAAAAGCGACAAUGCUUUAUUGAAGUGUGUGGGGGAGAAUACCCCAAAUUCAACCACAUUUGUCUCCUGGGCGUUCAAAGGAAAGACAUUACUCCUGGAUGGUAACAAUGGGCUGCAUCAUGAGUCAAACUACGUCUUUUUUGAGGAGCAUUCCAUUCCAAAAGUUAAUUUCUCAUUGCUGAUAAAGAACGUCACGGAGCAGGAUACUGGGGCAUAUCACUGUAAGGUCUUAACUCUAAAAGGAAGCGACUCUGGUACAAUUCACUUGAAUCUUGUUGAAUUAAAUGAAGUCAAAGAUUCUCGGGAUGGGCAAAGCAAAACUUCUUUGACAGAGUUCCUGCUGGUAGGCGUCGGAAUAUUUUUCGGUCUGCUGACGGCUGCUAUCGUUUAUCGACAAUGGAAGAGGAGCAGAAAACAUCGGAAACGCAAGUAUAACACUAAAUCGAAGGACUUUCAGUACGAUGUAUUUAUCAGCUUCAGUACCCUGGACUACAAUUGGGUGAGAGACAACCUUACACCUGUUUUGGAGAGCAAGCGAAUCAAUUACUGUAUUCACAGUCGGGACUUCAUUGUUGGAAAGGCUAUAAUCGAGAACAUUGCAGACAGUAUCUAUAAUAGCAGAAAGGUACUAGCGGUCAUUUCACGAAAUUAUCUUGACAGCAACUUCUGCCGUGAAGAAUUGGAAAUUGCGAUGCACCGUUCUGCUGAAAUGGCUGAUUCAUCUCUCCUGCUAAUUCGACUCGAUGGUGUUGAUACGAAAAACCUUCCCAAGACACUGAGGAGGAGGACGUUCUUGGAUUACUCGAGCAACAUGGAAAGAGUUGACUGGGAGGAAAGACUAUUAAAGCAAAUUCAGUUCGAUGCCAGGGGCUUUCAUAUGAAUGGGAAAUCAAAUUUUUCAACAGAUACGGUCCAACUUAUCAGCCAUCUCUAACGUGAUAUGUGCAUCCUUUUUUUUUCCCUGAGCAAAGUAGUAUUUAGACAAAAUAUACAUCAAGAUUUUCAUGCUGUAACAAAUAGUUCUGCUUGUAUUCACAUCGUACUUACAGUACUGCGUAAAAGUAAUGCAAACAAUAUCGCCAAAUAUCGCAAUUAUCGCGAUAUAUCGGCGAUAUUUAAGCGAUAUUUUAGUUGCAACGAUAUAUCCGCAAUACAUUGCAGGGCUAUUGUUUUAACAGCCGCGAUAUAUCGCCGAUGUAUCGUUGAGCUCCUAGCGAUAUGUCGUUUGAGCUUAGCGAUAAAUCGCUGCAGCUCAAGAAUAUAUCGUUUUCGUCUCCCUGAUCUAUCGUUUACACCUCCCUAACCCAUCUCGUUUACAGACACAUCGUUACAACUUAGCGAUCGACAUAUCGUUACAGCUUAGCGAUCGAUGUUUGCGCUCCACGGUGAAUGUUUAAUCGGACUGACACUUCCUGUAUCGCAAAUAUAGUUAGUGAUACUAUUCGAAAGUCUGUUUUCUGACGGCAGAGUAACGUGUUCACACAAUCUACUUUUCCCGUCUUUUUAAUAUUUCCAACAUCAGAGAAAUUGAACUCUUAAAUGUUACACAAUUUACUUUCACAUAAACUUCUGGGCAAAAUAAACACAAACAAGUCCUGCCGGACAGCAAUUUACAAAGUCCUUGCAACAAACAGUAUUUUGUAAAGGACAACAACCGAACCUUUUAGGGUUUCUCCAUGUACAAAAUGUUUGACCAAUAGAGCAUCUCUUUUUGCAAUCGUGGCAAAUUCUCCCCGUACCGUUCAGUGGUGCAAUGCCCUGCAAUAACGAUGCACGUGGUGAUCAACUCAUUAAAAAUAAGGUCUCCUUAUUAUGUACUUGACAAAACAUCCAGUUUCUGAUUUGUUGAUGAGGAAUGUCUAUAUUUAAAUAGCUCGUUAAGUACCAUACGAAAUUUGAAAAUUCUUCCCUUUCUUCCUUGAGGCUUUCGCACAUGAAUAAUGAAAAACAAUAAACCAGAUUUGCCUGUUACAAUUAUUCUAUGAUAUGACCAAUCUAAAGAAAACACAAGUAUAUUUCGACCCGUUAAAGAGUUUUCCGAAGAAUGUGGACUGUGCC